This is a messenger RNA of Engraulis encrasicolus (European anchovy), 2194 nucleotides long. It is a transcript of the gene ncaph, whose product is annotated as non-SMC condensin I complex, subunit H. Gene Ontology annotation, biological process: mitotic chromosome condensation. The record is from RefSeq and is a predicted model, not a curated record. NCBI's taxonomy places the organism in Eukaryota, Metazoa, Chordata, Actinopteri, Clupeiformes, Engraulidae. Bases 127 to 1731 code for a protein of 534 amino acids. Gene Ontology annotation, molecular function: chromatin binding. Gene Ontology annotation, cellular component: condensin complex. The transcript is spliced from 14 exons.
UGCUGAGCUGCGCACUGUCGGUGACCUGCUAGCGGUGUUUCGAAAGCGCAAUAUAAAAAGUUCAAUACAGUCGUACUGGAUAUUGGUUUGCAACUAAAUAUUUCGUCAAGGCUUCGGCAAAGCAUCAUGAGUGCAGUCUCUACCCCGACCCCCCGGGUCCGACAAUGGUCUUCCCCAUCCCUGGGGCCGAAGGCAGCGCCGCCUGCCACCAGCACCCCUCGGCUUGGGUGUCUUCCAAGCAACGAUGACGAACAGGAGAGACGUCAAAGGCGUAGGUCAAGGAUUGUUGACCUCCAAGGUGGAGCCGAUUCGUCUUUCAACGACUCCGCCACACACAGUCGUGCAGACACCCCUGCGGCUGUCCCCAAGCUGUCCACCGCCCAGAUCUCCGAGCAUUAUUCCACCUGCAUCAAACUCUCCACUGAAAAUAAAAUUACCACCAAAAAUGCUUUUGGUCUGCAUCUCAUUGACUACAUGGCAGACAUUCUGAAACAGAAGGACUCUGAGCUCAAUUUUAAGGUGGCUGCCGGUACGCUGGAUGCCAGCACCAAGAUCUAUGCGGUGCGAGUGGACGCUGUGCAUGCGGAUGCUUACAGGGUACUGGGAGGCCUCGGCUCUGAGACCAAGCCCAAGGAAGCAGCAGGGCCAGAGGAAGGUGAGGACGCGGCAGCCAAUGAGGAGGGAGCGGCGGCAGAGGCCACCGCCGCCAAGCAGGCCACCAAGAAGAAGCGUCCGCCCAAGAAGACCGUGGAGCAAAACCUGGGCAACAUCAACCGCUCCGAGUCAGAGAUGAAAUGUGAGGUGGACCCCAUGUUCCAGCGCAUGGCGGCGUCCUUCGAUGAGAACAGUACAGCGGGGGUGUUCCUGUCGGUGCUGUUCAGCGAGGACAGCCGCUGCGAGCUGCGCUUCCCCUCCCACAUGACCCUGCUGCACACCAGGCCCCCAUGCAGUGCCAUGCCAGCCCAGCACGUCUCCGCACAACACCUCACAGGAGGCCUGAAGUCCCUGCAGGAUCGCCCCAUCUGCCCGUCCCUGGGCGACUUCUCCUUCACAAGAUGGUCUCCAGAUCAGACCAUGAAUCAGAUGCUGGAGAAGAUGAAGCAGGGCGAGCACGUGUUUGACGUCAACGCUGACAUCGAGCAGGACGAAGACGAGUGCCAGGACUUUGGGGACAACUUUGAUGCCGACUCUGAGGAGGUGGGCCAGGGGGAUUUCGGCGGCGAGGGAUACGACGAGCACAGAGAGAACUGCGCCGCUGGAGGGACAGAGAAACGUGGUGUCAUCCCCAUCGGCAAGGCGGACAUCACCACCAUGUGCCUGCAGCUGUCGGCUCAGCCCAGGGAGUACUCCUACUUCAGCCCCAAGACUCUGGCCUCAUGGGUCGGCCCCGACUACUGGCUUAUCAAACCAGGACAGAAGCAGGACCAAGCACAAGACAAGGAAGCCCGGAAGAGGGCCCCCAAGAAUGCUCUGGUCAUCGACUUCACAGAAGACAUCCACUUCCACAAUUACUUUAAAACGACACGCGAAACAAGUGAUGCAAAAGUUCCUGGAGACAAAUCCUUCAGUCAGUCCACCCGGGUCCUGCUUCAGAAAUUGCCCGGCACAAUGGCAAGCAACCUCUCUGUGCCCCUGGCGUUCGUUGCCCUUCUUCACUUGGCCAAUGAGAAGACCUUGUCACUACAGAAAGUGGAUGACAUGACGGACAUAAUUAUCAAGCAAGACCACUAAGGAUAAACUGAUGUUAUACCGUCUGCAUACUUUUUGUAAAAUGUUUUUUAUUCUUUACUUUUAACAUAUAACAUUUUUUUUUUGUCAUUUUAAUAAUGUCUGUGAAAUACCUCCCUCAUAACAUUCACGGGUUUAUUUUAUAUUUUAUUUCAUUUUAUUUUUUUUAAUCUGUGUCUACACUUUUAGAACAAUUUUAUUGUGAUGGCAUGGGCCCCUCCUGUGUUAUCACACAAAAACAAUAAAUCCAUAGAACACGUGUAUGAAUUUUAAAUAUUCAGUGAUGUGUGGUCAUUUCAGGUUUCUCCAAGUGAACUAGGUGGUCACUUGCUUUCCCUUACAGCUGAGCCUUACAUAUUUGUAUCUUUUCUAUGUGCUGUCUAAACUGUCUCAGUCUUUGUCUAUGUAUGUGUUGUAUAUGUGGUCCUCAUUCUGAAACCAUCCAUUAAAGGGAUCUUUUCACUGA